Molecule: messenger RNA, 2691 nt
Organism: Oncorhynchus kisutch (coho salmon)
Lineage: Eukaryota; Metazoa; Chordata; Actinopteri; Salmoniformes; Salmonidae
Product: thioredoxin domain-containing protein 11
Exons: 11
Coding region: 554-2659 (701 amino acids)
Source: RefSeq, a predicted model, not a curated record
AGCAUUGCAGUGGAGAACGAACCCGACCUAGCGGUCUUUGACAGUAAUACCACAGAUAUGGCAGCUGCGGUUUUGCAGUUUGAGAGACAAUCUGACAAUAACGAAACAAUUGGUAACACGAAACCUUACAAAAACAACCACCUUACUUUUGACGAUGCAAUACGUAUCCAUUUAGAACUAUAAGCAAUGGAGUAGUUUUUUCUAUAAGCAAUUCAUAGUUUAAGACACUUUUAUUCUGAUUGAAUAUUGAACUACUACUACAAUAAAUUCUAACGAUUCUACUUUUCCGAUUUGACCGAUUACUUCCCGACGCUCCCUUGACGUGGAGCAGCGUCAUUGCGGAAGUAGCUAAGUCUACGUGGGGAAGGAAGGUUGGCUUGUUCGUGUUUGAACUAAACUCUGCCUAAAACACGAUAAAUGUGCAACCUACGGAACCUACAAUAACCCUACCGCGCAUCGCGGAACCUACAACCUCCCCGCCCGCUAGCUGAAUGGCCUUGUACCGCCAGGGCGUGUAGAUCCGAUGGGAGGGAUAGCCGGGUAGUUCCCUGUAAUGCUUCGGUGGCUGCGGCAGUCUCUAAGGCAGGUGUCUAGACUGAUGGCCCGGAGACCAGUGCUUGUCUGCGGGGCGAUACUGCUGAGCGUCCUGCUACUACUGGCCGUUACAUUUACCUGCAGCCGGGCUAAGAAUGUGGUUGCGUCGGCGCGUCCCCCGGUGAGGUUCUUCUCUGCCGAGGCCCCUGUAGUGGACCUGUACCUGGGUCAGCUGGAGCAGGUGGAGAGGCUGAGGGGCGCGGCAGAGGUGUCCGUCAUCUUCUUCUACGCUCCCUGGUGUGCUCACUCCAUCGCCGCUCGCCACGAGGUCCAGGAGGUCGCCCGGAGGCUGGUCAAACAGGUGCAGUUUGUGGCAGUGAACUGUUGGUGGAGCCAGGGGAAAUGCAGGAAACAGAAGAGCUUCUACCAAUACCCUGUCAUCCACCUGUUCUACAAGAGGUUUGGCCCUAUAGAGUACAAGGGUCCGUUCCUGGCUUCCUAUGUAGAGAGGUUCAUCCUGAGAGUCAUCACCCCACUGACCUACCUACCAUCACGAGCCACACUACAAGACUUCCUGUCUUAUCAUGAGCCGGGGGUAGUGGGUUAUUUUCAGUUCAACUCUUCUCCUCAGCCUCCCGGCUACAUCACAUACCUCUCCUCAGCUCUGCAGGCCUUGAAGAGAGACUUCCGUGGUGCGGUGCGUUUCGGGGUGGUGACCAGUAGACAGGUGGCAGAGUCCAUCUCAGUCAGAGAUGACCAGACCGUCUACCUGCACCGACACUUCAACUCCUCAUUGAUUUUCCCUAGUUGGGAGCGUAACUUCACCUCUGAAGGCAUCUGUUCCUGGGUCUUUGAGCACCGCGAGACCGUCCUCCAAUGGCUGGCGCCGACUGGUGCUAAGUCCCGCCUUCUGGAGCAGGAACUGACCAAAGGCCCUGCCCUCCUGCUCUUCCUGCCCCACAAUCCCCUGGGGCCCGGCCCCGACCCGCUGCUGACGCAGAUUGCAGACGUCGCGGUUCGCUACCAUUCCUGUAGCGACUCCCCUCACCACCACCACCACCCCUCUGACCACUACUACUACAGUGGACCCUCCCAGCCUCUGUCCCCCCCUCUCUGCUGCCUCUCAGUGGUUCUGCCCAGGCCACACCCCCUCCCAGGCUCCACCUCCAGGGUUUGUGAGCUUUGUCUCAACCAGUCCAAUCCGGGUCGCUCUCCCCUGUGCACCUUCCCCUCCCAGACAUCAGGUGGCGCUGCCGUGCUCCAGUCCUACAUCAGACGAUGCUGCCUACCUGUUGCUGCGACGGCGACAACGGUUGCCUGUAGUAACAUCCUGAGUAGCUACAGCCCGUCGUCAUGGCACUAUAGUGCCUGUUGUAGAACUCUGGGACAGCUAGGGGUUUCCCUGCUCCCACAGCAGUGGCUAGGGCUAGACAACGAGGGGUUAGGGACACCCCCUCCCUCACCAUCCUCCUCCCAGGACUCCUCCCCGUCCUCCCAGGACCAGGAAGCAGGCGGGAUUAAAGGGUUGAGGUGUCGGACAAAUAAGACGCUCAGGUUCUACAUCCUGGACUCCGCCCUCCACUGGCCGCUGGCGGUGCGUCUCGGGGCGCUAGGCAACAACGAGAUGGGUGGUGGUGGCCUGGGGGAGUUAGGAAAGUUGCUAGGCAACGGGACAGGUGAUGGCGCACAGUCGUUUGCGACCAUCGUGAACCUGAAGGAUGAGGUGCACUACGUUCUGGACCACAGAGGAAACGCUACUGUUACAGAGUCUCUGGAGUUGUUCAUCAGGAACUUUAGCACCUCCCACAGCCCACUGCAGAGACGCCUGGUGGGGAGGAGAGAGGAGGAGGAGAGGCCCCAGAAGAGACCCCUCAUCUCAGAGCUGACCACCACCUCUUUCCUUACUACUGUCAUGGAUCCUCACAGGGAUGUGGUGCUGUUCUACUACAGUCAGUGGUGUGGAUACUGCUCUGUUCUAAACCACGUCAUCAUCCAGCUGGCUAGAAUGUUCCGUGGAAACAGCACCGUCACCAUCGCCAGGGUGAACGUGGCGCGCAACGACCUGCCGUGGGAGUUCAUGGUGGAUCACUUCCCCUCUGUCCUCCUCUUCCCCAGACACAGGUAAGACAGAACACAUACCUGUCCUCCUCUUCCCCA